This is a messenger RNA of Annulohypoxylon maeteangense, 687 nucleotides long. RefSeq lists its product as uncharacterized. The transcript has 4 exons. The coding region runs from base 1 to 687 and encodes 228 amino acids. Lineage: Eukaryota; Fungi; Ascomycota; Sordariomycetes; Xylariales; Hypoxylaceae. Gene Ontology annotation, biological process: mitochondrial respiratory chain complex I assembly. The record is from RefSeq and is a predicted model, not a curated record.
AUGGCGAACCCACAUCCCAUCAAAGCCAUACCGGAGGAGCAAGACUUCCACCCGCAUGAUUCUCUGAAGUCCGGUAUAAAAGGCGCGAUUCUCGGCGGAUCUGCCGGUUUCAUUACUGCCGCCGUACAGAACUCUCUGGCCAAGACGAACAUAGGAGCUUGGUCGGUUCUCACUCGUGGUGGUGGUACCAUAGCUAUGUUCACUGCCGUUACCUCCGUAUAUACUUUCUCCAAAGACGCAACCGCCAACCUAAGAGAGAAGGAUGACACCUGGAACACAACGGUCGCCUCAUUCCUAGGCGGAGCCACAAUCGGUCUCAGAACCGGUCGAGUACCGCAAAUUCUCGGCUUCGGCGCUGGCUUCGCGGCCAUCAUGUCGGCUUUCGAGUACACAGGUGGCAGUUUGCGCGGCCGAGCCCGCACCGAGAACCCGGAGAUGGACGAGUACGAGUACAAGGAGUCUCAGCGCAAGACGCGACGACGGCCUGUUGAAGAGACCCUGGUUCAUAUUGGAGAGGGCAGAGGUACUAAGACUUUCAUUACUACCCGCACCACCUCUUCCGACAACAUGAUUUCCACUCGUGUCGUCUCCUGCAUCAAGCCCGAAGGCUACGAAGAGCGCCGAAGAGAGCGAUUAAAGGAGAAGUACGGCGUCGAGAUCAACCCUGUACGGGCGGACGGACUGUAA